AUGAGAAUAACCGCACAAGACGCGGGCGGUAUCGCCGACGAGGACGACCAAGUUCUAGAAGCAGGCUUUUCACAAGGGCCUGGUGAUUCGAACUUAUCAAUGAUAUUCCAGCGAGACCUUUUCGAGGAAGAACCGUGGAAGGGCGACCCUCAAUCAACCGAUUACUUCUCCGAUAGCUACUGCAUAACUCUCGGAACCGGCGAAACGGUAUAUGGAGGACUAGAGCAAGUCUCCUUCUCGGGAACUCAGGGAACGUUCGACUUCUCCGGUCGUGCAGCCAAAAUCCUCGGUAUAGGCCGACAACUCGUCGUUGAUUUCAAGGUUUCUGAGCAGGACCUGCGGCUCUUUCAAGAAUUCUUGAGAAAGGUAGUCACUUGGGGUGUUCCUAGUCAAGUCCCUCAACUGCACGGCUUUACUUCAUCUACUUGUGAACGGCAACAAUGCCAAGGUUUUUUUAUCUGA
Molecule: messenger RNA, 462 nt
Organism: Penicillium cataractarum
Lineage: Eukaryota; Fungi; Ascomycota; Eurotiomycetes; Eurotiales; Aspergillaceae
Product: immunity protein 7-domain-containing protein
Exons: 1
Coding region: 1-462 (153 amino acids)
Source: RefSeq, a predicted model, not a curated record